UUCUUUCUUUACUCAUCCACCAGAUCCCUCUUUUCUCCGUCCCCAAACUCCGGAACGUCAUAACCACCACCACACCUAAAUAACUUCGCCAUCCAUAAAUAACAAAACCUCAACACAACCUUUGCAUUCUACAACCAUUUAUCAUCCAUCACAAUCGAUCUUGAUCAAAUUAUAUCACAAUAAUGGCCUUUACCAUGCGCCAACCAUUCAAAUUAACCAGUUCGCUGGCUAUCGCUUCCAAAACCGCCUUUAGAUCCGCCCCCGCGCGAGCUUUUCAUUCCAGCAAACCUACAACCAGUUUUUUCACAUCACGCACCACAUCGCCAGUCAGCACACUGGUAAAAGCUAGAAAUGCAAUCAAGGGCUCGAGAACUUACUUGCAGCCACCGGCGACUGUUGCGAAUCCAAAUGGAACGCUGAUGCAGAAAUUGUUGGUCGGUGGUGCGAUGUUUGGAGGAACUUUGUUUGCGAUCAAUAUGGUCUUCAACCGCGAAACUCGUGAAGAUGGCGGCAUGCCCGAAUACGAACGCAGCUACUUAAACGAUACCUUUAUGCACACUGGAAUGGGAAUUGGAAUCAUCGGAUUAUCUGCGCGCGCCAUGUUCCAAAGUGGCUUUACUUACAGAUUGAUGGCGACCAAUCCUUGGGUUGUCAUGAUCGGUGGUAUUGCACUCAGUAUUGGUACUAUGAUGGGCACUAGAGCUACAGAUCCCAGCAACUAUGUUCAAAAAUACGCACUCUGGACCGGUUUCAACGUAACCCAAGCUGCAUUCAUCGCACCCCUCCUCUUCAUGGCUCCUCCUGCCAUCAUUGCCCGCGCUGGUCUUUACACUGUCGCCAUGAUGGGUAGUAUUUCCUUCGUCGGCGCAACCGCCAAACAAGAAAAAUAUCUCUACCUCGGUGGACCUCUCUUGGCUGGUGUCGCUCUCGUCGCUGUUUCCGGAUUGGCUCCAUUGGUUCUCCCAGCUACCGCAGUCAGAACAUUGGCUUUUACCGAAAAUAUCUGGUUGUGGGGAGGUUUGGCUGUCUUUGGUGGCUUCACACUCUAUGAUGUACAGAAGAUUUUGGCACAUGCUAGAAUGGCCGAGAGAGGAAUGAUGAGGAGAGAUGCGGUUAAUGAGAGUAUUUCAUUGGAAUUAGAUUUCCUGAAUAUCUUCAUUAGAAUGGUCCAGAUUCUGAUGAUGCAGCAAAACAGGAGGAAGUAGAGGAGAAAGAGUUGUACAAUAUGAGAGGUUGGGGCAAGGGGGGUUGGAAUGAAGAAAUAACACCGUGGGACUACAUGGUAAAGCAAACGGGUGUUGUCACACAAAACAGCUUUCUUCUUCGAGAUUGGAUGAUAGUUACGAAAGUCUGCGGACCUUUCUGCCAUACACGCUUCUCCUCUCCUUUGAACAUGCGCACUUGAUGCGUGUGCCAUUAACAUAUAUUAAUAAAACAAAACAAAUGUUAAAAUAGUAAAAUAGUAAAAUACCCAUAUCCAGUUAAUCAUUUA
Messenger RNA from Botrytis deweyae, 1492 nucleotides. RefSeq lists its product as uncharacterized. NCBI's taxonomy places the organism in Eukaryota, Fungi, Ascomycota, Leotiomycetes, Helotiales, Sclerotiniaceae. Gene Ontology annotation, cellular component: mitochondrial inner membrane. The record is from RefSeq and is a predicted model, not a curated record. Bases 183 to 1205 code for a protein of 340 amino acids. The transcript is spliced from 3 exons.